AUGCUUAUGUAUAGGCGAACUGAUACUCUCGAAGUAGUGGGAUACUCUGACUCCGACUUCGGUGGCUGCAUUGAUUCACGAAAAUCCACCUCAGGAUAUGUGUUUAUGCUAGCUGGUGGUGCCGUUUCUUGGAGGAGUGCGAAGCAGACUUUAACUGCUCCGUCGACUAUGGAGGCUGAGUUCGUAUCUUGUUUUGAGGCUACCUCACAUGGUGUUUGGCUGAAAGGUUUCAUAUCUGGGCUAAGAGUCAUUGACUCUAUCUGUCGACCAAUAAGAAUGUAUUGUGAUAAUUCAGCUGAUGUCUUUAUGGCUAAGAACAAUAAGAGUGGAAGCCGAAGUAAACACAUCGACAUUAAAUUUUGA
Messenger RNA from Spinacia oleracea (spinach), 363 nucleotides. RefSeq names its product secreted RxLR effector protein 161-like. The transcript has a single exon. The coding region runs from base 1 to 363 and encodes 120 amino acids. The record is from RefSeq and is a predicted model, not a curated record. Lineage: Eukaryota; Viridiplantae; Streptophyta; Magnoliopsida; Caryophyllales; Amaranthaceae.